Molecule: messenger RNA, 764 nt
Organism: Penaeus chinensis
Lineage: Eukaryota; Metazoa; Arthropoda; Malacostraca; Decapoda; Penaeidae
Exons: 7
Coding region: 9-617 (202 amino acids)
Molecular function (GO): RNA binding
Source: RefSeq, a predicted model, not a curated record
AUUCACACAUGAACCUCCACACAACAAAUUUCAUCUAUUCGAAAAGUGUUUCAGUUUCACGAACACUUCGAAUCACGUUGCUUGAACAUCAACAAAAAAGCUCCCGUCUUCGUGCCAGAGGCACCAUGACAGGGCAGAUACAAGGCUGGAACCCAAAUGAGGUCAAAGAUGCAAUGGCAGGAUGGGAUCCACGCAAAGAGCACUACAUGAGCUACCAGAGUUCUGCUGUGGAGAGUGAAGGACCUUUAGCAAACUUUUGCCGUUCAGCCAAUUUGGCCAGGACAAAGGAAAAUGUAUCAGAGCCAUGUGGUCUCUAUGUCAAAAAUGUACCUCUUAAUAUGAAACCUGAAAAUCUACAACAUCUCUUCAGUGAGUAUGGCAAAGUUCUGAGUGUUUUUGUCCGAAAGCACAAGCCAGAGCAGAGUAACUUUAGCACCACCUGGGCCAUCAUCAAGGUCGAGAGUAUGAGAGAAGUAAUUGCCAUGAUUAGUGGACUGAAUGAUAAGCCUCCCUUGAAUCUGAAAGUAGAGUUAUCGCUGACGGAAGAGGAACGUGCGAGGCGACGCAGGGAGAGGGACCUGGAACAGCAGUAUCAGCAGGAGUGCAGGGUGUUGUAGGAGCAAGACAACAAAACACAAGGGAAGUACAGAUGAAAGGGGCAGGAAGAGGGAGAGUACUUUCAUUGAUGCAUGAGGGUAGCAAUCCUGGAAUGGAGAGAGAGUUCAUAAAUCCAGCCCAUACAGUAAAGGCUCAUCUGAUCAAAG